AUGGUCAACACCAAGGUCUUUUCUGUCGGCUUUGUGCUGAUCAAUGCUGCAUACGUAGCCGUCGCCAAAAGGAACAACAACCAUGAGACCUCCGUACCUACAGUACACGUCAAAAAUGGCACCUACACAGGUUACUACGCUCCAGCUUAUGGGACGGACAACUUCCUUGGGAUGCCAUACAGUCAACCUCCAGUAGGCGAUCUGCGAUUCCGCGUCCCACAGUCUCUCAACACUACCUGGUCUGGGUCCAAGAACGCUACCGAGUACAGUCCAGAAUGUAUUGGCUAUGGAAGAGAUACCUGGAGUCAAGGCAAUUACGUCAGUGAAGAUUGUCUGACAUUGAACGUUGUCAAGCCUGUCGGCUCAUGUCAGAACCUCCCGGUACUCGUAUGGAUCCAUGGAGGCGGUCUGGUGAUGGGUGGAAGUGGAGACCGUCGUUAUAAUCAGUCAUUCAUCGUUGAGCAGUCUAUGGAAGCAGGCAUGCCGAUCAUUGCCGUCAGUAUCAACUAUCGUCUGUCCUCAUGGGGUUUCCUCUAUGGACGCGAAAUUCAGGAGUCUGGUAACACCAUGAACGGAUUCAGAGACCAGCGUCUUGCUCUACGCUGGGUUCAGGAGAAUAUCGCUGCCUUUGGCGGUAAUCCGAACCAGGUCACUAUCCAAGGCGAAUCUUCCGGUGGCACCAGCGUCGGCGCGCAAAUACUCGCUUACAACGGUAGAGACGAUGGGCUCUUCCAUGGCGCGAUCGCAGAGUCUGGAGCUCCCGUCGGUGCUGGAGUUGACUUUGAUGUUGACGAUUGGGAGCCCAUCAUCGCAAACAUCAGCAAAGCCACUGGGUGUCAAGGCACUGACUCUGUGCUUGACUGUCUCCGCAAAAUCCCAGUCGACCAACUCAACGCCGUGAUCAACUCUACCGUCACAAGAGGUGCUCGCUACGGCCCUGUCGUUGAUGGAGAUUGGUUCACUCAGACUGCAACCAAAGCUUUGGCCAAUGGCGACUUCCUUAAAGUCCCAUACAUCAUCGGUGUCAAUGAGGCCGAGGGCGUUGGCUUUGGACCUCAGCGUAUUAACACAACCGAGGAGAUCUUUGACUAUCUUGUUGGAUCUGGCUAUGACAACUUGACUGCUCAUGAGAUUUCGAUUCUGUAUCCUGACAUUCCAGCGAUCGGUGUACCCAGCACGCUUCAUGGAAGACCAAAUGCCACUUUCGGACUCCAGUUCAAGCGCAGUUCGGCCAUCGCUCAAGACCUUAGCAUGAAUGCUGCCAGACGUCUGACGGCGCACUGGUGGGCUAGACACGGAGCCAAAUCGUAUACCUACAUCUUCAAUGCCCUGGUCAAUGGACUAUCCUACUUCGCAGGAGCAGUUCAUUUCCAAGAAGUUGCCUUUGUCUUUUACAACACGGAAGGUCUCGGCUACCCACAGAACGGCGGUCCCAAUCCUCUGGGAGGGUCCGAACGUGAAUCACUCGUCGUUCUUGCCAAGCAGAUGUGUCGAAUGUGGAUCAGCUUCGUCAACUACGGCGAUCCGAAUCAAAAUCUUGGUCGUGGGUGCCCCUCUCUGUUACAUGGAUGUCACCCAUACUGA
Molecule: messenger RNA, 1584 nt
Organism: Aureobasidium subglaciale EXF-2481
Lineage: Eukaryota; Fungi; Ascomycota; Dothideomycetes; Dothideales; Saccotheciaceae
Exons: 2
Coding region: 1-1584 (527 amino acids)
Source: RefSeq, a predicted model, not a curated record